This is a messenger RNA of Rotaria sp. Silwood2, 1221 nucleotides long. The record is from the annotation of a GenBank genome assembly. NCBI's taxonomy places the organism in Eukaryota, Metazoa, Rotifera, Eurotatoria, Philodinida, Philodinidae.
AUGAAUUCAAAAUGGUCUGCUUUAUCGAAUGCUCAUGAUGCAACUACUCACUUAAAUUACAAUUAUGUUUUACCUUCUAAUCUUAUUUAUAAUGGAACAUUAAAUAACAUAAAUCAAUCAUUUUUUUCUUCAUCAACUAUUCUAUCAAAUACAAUUCAAAACUUAAGUUUAUUAAAAAAUCAUACUAUGACACAGGAUAUCUUUUCGCCACAUAUUACAAGAUGUAUUCUUAUACUUUUAGUGUCAUUAAUGACACUUAUGACUGUAUCAGGUAAUUUGUUGGUUAUUAUUGCAUUUAUACGUGAACCAACAAUACGUACUUAUUCAAAUUAUUUUAUUCUUAAUUUAUCAAUAGCGGAUUUAUUGAUUGGUCUUAUAUGUAUUCCACUCUAUGCUCAUAAAUUUAUAUUCGGUCAAUGGUAUCUUGGUUAUCAUCUAUGUAAACUAUGGCUUGUAUUUGAUUAUGUUGUUGGUUCAGCAUCAACAUUAUGUAUUGUUGUUAUUUCUUAUGAUCGCUAUCAAAUGGUAUCGAAAGGAUUAAAUUAUUUAUCAGAUACAUCUAUAAGACGCGCAUUAAAAUUUGUUUUUGGAACAUGGAUUGUUGCCAUACUUAAUUACGGUCCAGCAAUUAUAUUAUGGGAUUGGUUACCCAGUAGUGAACCAUAUCAAUAUCGAAUAUGUGGUCCACCAUUUGCAAAAAAUUUUCCAUAUCUAGUAACAACAGCAUUUGUAGAAUUUUUUGGACCAUUUUUUAGUUUAACAACACUUAAUUUAUUGGUUUAUUUAAAUAUACGACAGCGUUCACGUGGAAUCAUAAGUAAGAAUGUAAUUAAAUUAAAAUCCAAUGCAUCUGAUGGAAAUUUAACUGAUAAAAAUAAAGAAAAAGAUCGAAAAAAAAAUUUUCCAGUAAGUUAUUCUAAAUCAACAUCAUUAGCACGUGAUCGUAAAGCAGCAAAAAAUUUAUUUAUACUUGUUUUUGCUUUUGUUAUAUGCUGGUGUCCAUAUACAUUAUUAACACUUAUACGUGCUUUAUGCAAAUACGAAGAUAAAUGUAUAUCUUCAAUUAUAUAUGAAGUAACAUUUUGGCUAUUAUGGUUAAAUUCAACAAUUAAUCCAUUACUUUAUUCUUUUCUUCAUGUUAAAUUUCGCGAAGCUUUUUAUCGAAUAUUAUGUUUCUAUAAACAUAAACAUCGUCAUCGAUUGAGAACAGAUCAAGUCUAA